AUGACUAACCCUUGCAAAGCCUUCACCAGUGGCUCCCUCUCCUCUUGGGAGGUGUCAGGGAAGAUGAGCAGAGGAAAAGCCGCCAGCACAUCCCCGGAUCGCCUGGGCCGCUGCAGUCCCAGCGGGGUGGCCAGCAAUGGCUAUAGCUCUCUCAGCCUCCACGGAGACAGUGAAUAUCGAUGCUCCUCUUACCCCUCCUUCUCCAUUGACGGGAGACUCCUGGCCCCUGUGCGCCUUGAUAUCGACCCCGACUUCCAAGCCAUGCGGCAGCAGGAGAAAGAGGACAUCAAGUUGCUCAACAACCAGUUUGUGACCCUAAUUGAGAAGGUCCAGUGCUUGGAGCAACAGAACAAGAUCCUGACAACAAGGUGGAACUUCCUGAAGGAUCAAGACAAUUCCCACUCUGAGUCAGACAUCAAGGCCAUCUAUGAUCAGUACAUGAGCAAAAUGAAUCAAGAGAUGAAGGCGCUCAGCUACGAGCAGAAAAAUCUCGAGUCGGAGCUGACAAAGGUCCUGAGCACCAUGGAUGACUUUCGAAGCAAAUAUGAGGAUGAAAUUCGCCUCUGUAGUGGCAUGGAAUACACCUUCAUGGAGCUCAAAAAGGAUUUAGAUAUGAGCUCCUUGCACAGAACUGAGCUGGAGGUAAAACUCAACGGGCUCCAAGAGCUGAUGGAUUUGAAGAAAACCAUCUACGAGCAGGAACUCGAGGAGCUGCUGACAGAAAUUAAGGACAUUUCUGUUGUACUGGGAAUUGACAAUGCAUGCAAACUUGAUCUGAGCAAAAUUGUGGAAGAAGUGAGGGCCCAGUAUGAAGCCCUAGCUCUUCGGAGCUGGGAGGAAGCUGAAGCACUUACCAGGAGAAAGCUGAAUGAAGGAAGCACCCAGUCAGGCACCUACGGAGGUCACCUCCUUGACAGCCGACGGGAGAUCGCAGACCUGAACAUACAGAUCCAGAAGCUGAGGUCCUGCAUCGUGUCCCAAAAGAGCCAGUGCCUGUACUUAGAGGAGCAUAUCAAAGAAGCAGGAGAGCAUGGUGAGACGGCCCUCAAGGAUGCCAAAGCCAAACUGGUCAAGCUAGAAGAAGCCCUACAGAAGAGCAAGGAGGAUAUGGCUCAUCUGGUGAAAGAGUAUCAGGAGCUGAUGAACAUCAAGCUGGCACUGGAUGUGGAAAUCCUCACUUACAGGAAGCUGAUGGAAGGGGAGGAGAGCAGCAUGGAGCAACCGAUACCCACAGUCAUCAGCACCAUCCACUCCAGACCAAAGCACCUUUCUGCCAGCACCUUGAGAAACUCCAAGCUGUUUGCGAGAGGAACAGGCAACACCAACGGUGAGAUGAAGCCAAGCGGAGGCAGCACAAAGAUACUGCCCUCCAGAAGCCACAGUGACAGCUCAGCGACACCCGAAGCAGAUGCCUUCAGAAGCGGUGCCCGGCCAAAGCUCAGUUCCCUGCCCACUGAAGAAUGCUCCUAG
Messenger RNA from Pelecanus crispus (Dalmatian pelican), 1470 nucleotides. RefSeq names its product keratin, type II cytoskeletal 80. The record is from RefSeq and is a predicted model, not a curated record. Gene Ontology annotation, molecular function: structural constituent of skin epidermis. Gene Ontology annotation, biological process: intermediate filament organization; keratinization. NCBI's taxonomy places the organism in Eukaryota, Metazoa, Chordata, Aves, Pelecaniformes, Pelecanidae. Gene Ontology annotation, cellular component: keratin filament.